Glossina fuscipes is the source of this 548-nucleotide messenger RNA. RefSeq lists its product as uncharacterized. The transcript is spliced from 2 exons. The coding region runs from base 8 to 478 and encodes 156 amino acids. NCBI's taxonomy places the organism in Eukaryota, Metazoa, Arthropoda, Insecta, Diptera, Glossinidae. The record is from RefSeq and is a predicted model, not a curated record.
GAAAGUCAUGGCAAACAAUCAAGUCCCAAUGGCAGUUUUCAUAGUCGCAUUGUUAGGUGCACACGAAGUCAAAAGAUUUUCUACGUGGUGUUCGAGGAGUACAAUCACUUCCUUUCAAAUUGGAAUAUUUUUGAAUGGUAUGAAUUAUUACUGCUACGCAAUAAAAUCGGCUAGGGAGGAAAGUGUUGUUGGAGACGAAGAACUUUGGGAAAACAAAGUUGAUGCGGAAUUCACAGCGGGCAAUGAAAAACUUCAGAACACGAACGCAACCAAUGUGAACAGUUUAAACAAAACUAUAAAUUCGGUCGAAAAUUCCGCUAGAGCUUCGAAUGUGGUAACAACAAAUAUAAAUGGAAACAAAGUGGAAAAUGUUGCAAAAAGAUCCUUAAUAGAUCCCAAAUUCAAAAGCGUCAUUACCAAUUCAGACUCGAAAGCCACGAAAAGAACAGUUAAAAACUCAAAAUUAUUAAGAAGAUAGACCAGCAUGUAUGUUUUUAAUAAAUAAUUUCGAAUUGUAUUCGCAAGCUUACACGUUUUUAUUUCGUAAC